Ziziphus jujuba (common jujube) is the source of this 3567-nucleotide messenger RNA. Its product is annotated as receptor like protein 22-like. The coding region runs from base 138 to 3263 and encodes 1041 amino acids. Gene Ontology annotation, molecular function: protein binding. The record is from RefSeq and is a predicted model, not a curated record. NCBI's taxonomy places the organism in Eukaryota, Viridiplantae, Streptophyta, Magnoliopsida, Rosales, Rhamnaceae. The transcript is spliced from 2 exons.
UUCAAGUAAUAAUAAUAUAACACAUCUAGAAAUUAAAGGCUUUGUAUCUAUCUAUAUAAAGCCCCCUUAACCUUGCAUCCCUGCACAAUUCAAGCACUACUUGUACGUUCAAGUAAUCCAUCUACCUCUCUACCAAGAUGUGGAAGAGCAUCAUCAAUCACCAAAAGCAUCGCUACUCUCUCAUAUUUUACUUCAUCAUGAUCCUCUUCACCAUCAUCAUCUCCUGUUGCUGUCCAUAUGUCUCAUGUUAUUCCAAUGCCUCUACCACUUCCUCUUCACCAAGAUUAUUAUGCCUCCCUCACCAGCGCUCUGCUUUGUUGCAGUUCAAACAUGAGUUUUCAUUUCAAAAACCCAACUUCACUUCUUAUCGUCGUUUGUGUUCCAUAUAUCCAAUUUCUUAUUACAGCGAUAUUUUCGAGUCUUAUCCAAAGAUGAAGUUUUGGAAGGCAGAAGAGGAUUGCUGUUCGUGGGAUGGUGUUACUUGCGACUUCAAAACUGGACAAGUAGUAGGCCUGGACUUGGCUAACAGCUGGCUUCAAGGACCUUUGCAUUCCAACAGCAGCCUCUUUAAGUUGCGUCAACUCCAAGAGAUCAACCUUUCCUUCAACAACUUCAGUUUCAGCCUCAUCCCUUCUGAGUUUGGUCAGCUUUCCAGGUUAAUAAAUCUCAACCUCUCUUUCUCUAUGUUUUCUGGGCCUAUCCCAUCUGAGAUCUCAUUUCUUACCAAUUUGGAUUCUCUUGAUCUGUCUUCUUUUGAGGGUUAUGAUGAAACUACUCUUUUACAUCUCACAAAAAUAGACUUCACAAACAUCAUCCAAAAUAUGACAAAUUUAAGUCAAUUUCACCUGCACCAAGUUGACGUUUCAUCAUCAAUACCUGAAUCCUUGGCAAAUUUAACUUCUUUGACAUCUCUCCAUCUUGGUGGAUGUGGAUUACAUGGCAAGUUUCCGGAGAAUGUCUUUGUCCUUCCUAACAUACAAUCCAUCCAUCUACCAUGUAACUAUCUUCUAUCUGGAUCCCUUCCACAAUUAAUUGAACCUUCUAACUCUCUAAGGCGGUUGACUCUUGACUACACAAAUUUCUCAGGGGAAUUGCCAGAAACAAUUGGCUACCUCAAGUCCUUGAAUCAAUUAUCUCUACGGAAUUGUAAUUUUGUGGGGCCUAUUCCUCCUUCAAUUUGGAACCUUUCUGAGCUAACGUAUCUUCAGCUUUCAUUGAACCACUUCAAUGGUCAUGAACUUCCAUCUACAUUGGGAAGCCUUGCAAAACUUACUGUUCUAGCCCUUGAUUCUUGUGAGUUUAGUGGUGAAAUACCCCUUUCACUUGGAAACCUCACACAGUUGCAAUAUUUAGCACUUUCACAGAAUGGUUUUAGUGGUCAAAUUCCUUCAUCGCUUGGAAAUCUCAAACAGUUGCAAGAUCUGAUUCUUUCAAAUAAUAGUUUUAGUGGUCAAAUUCCUUCAUCGCUUGGAAACCUCACAGAACUGAAAUUUUUAUAUCUUUCUUUUAACAACUUGGGUGGAGCCAUUCCUUCAUUUUUGUUUAUGUUGCCUUCUUUGAAUUGGUUGUGUCUGAAUGACAAUCAGUUUAAAGGCUCUCUUUCUAUCCAAAAUAUCUCUUCUUCUCAACUAGAGGUUUUGGAUUUGCAAGACAACAAAUUAAAUGGACAAAUUCCCCAGUCGAUGUUCAAAUUGGUGAACCUAGUAUUUAUUUCCCUUGCCCUCAACGACUUAAGUGGCACAGUUGAGUUAAGCAAAUUUGCGAAACUGGUCAAGCUCCAAAUGCUAUGGCUUUCGUCUAAUAGGCUAUCUAUAACAAACUUGAGUACAACUGAAGUACUUCCAAAGUUUCAAAGGCUAGGUUUGUGUUCAUGCAACAUAAGUGAAUUUCCAAAUUUCCUUAAGGCCCAAGAUCAAUUAGAGUCACUAGAUCUUUGUAACAAUAGAAUUGAAGAUCAAAUUCCAAAUUGGUUAUGGGGUGCCAAAGGGAAAAUGAAAUUGGACUACCUAGACUUGAGAGGCAACAAGUUGCAUGGAGCACUUAUUGUUCCACCAUUGUCCAUAUCCUACUUCUACAUCUCAUACAAUAAUAUUAGCGGAGGAAUUCAUCCAUCAUUUCAAAAGUGGAGCAAUCUUAAGGUCUUUGACAUCUCUAAUAACCGCUUUGGAGGAACUGUUCCGAGAUGGUUGUGCAACUUCAGUAGUUCUCUAGAGGCGUUGAAUCUGAAACGGAACAAUUUUGAAGGGAGUCUACACCAGAUGUUCACAUGUGGAGGCAUGCAUAAUUUGAAGUUUCUAGACCUCAGCCAUAAUCAGUUUCAAGGACAGCUUCCACAUUCUUUGGUUAACUGUAGUGAGCUACAAAUUUUAAAUCUUGGGCACAACAUGAUAAGUGACAGAUUCCCUUUUUGGUUACAAAAUUUGCCAGAGUUGCAAGUUUUGGUGUUACGUUCGAAUAAAUUUUAUGGUCCAAUAUGGGAUCCAAAUAAACUUUUGGGUUUUGUAAAGUUGGGAUUUGUGGAUCUAGCUUCUAAUAAUUUUAAUGGAAGUUUACCAUCAGAGUAUUUUAGAAAUUGGGGUGGCAUGAUGGUUAAAGAUGUUAAUCAAAAGAUGCCAUUCUUCACAUAUUUGAGAGAUUCUUCAUCCAAAUAUGCGAUUUUUUUUUACACUACAUCCCUAGUGAUCAAGGGAGUAGAAAUGGAAGACAAAUGGAUCUCAAGUGCCUUCACAUCCAUUGACCUAUCAAACAACAAAUUUGAUGGAGAAAUUCCUAGUAGCAUAGGAGACUUGAGGGCUUUAGUUGCGCUCAACCUAUCCAGCAACAGAUUCACAGGAACCAUCCCAUCAUCUUUUGGAAAAAUGAAGGAGCUUGAAUCCUUGGAUCUCUCAAACAACAAGUUGACUGGAAGAAUUCCUCAACGGUUGGCAGAUCUCUCAUUUCUUGCAUAUUUAAACCUCUCUCGAAAUCAACUCACGGGCCCGAUACCACAAGGCGGACAGUUGGAUACAUUUCCAAGUUCAUCUUUUGAGGAUAAUCCAGGAUUAUGCGGUUCUCAAUUAUUGUCAAAGAAAUGUGAUGCCAAGGAGACACCAAUUUCGGAUGUAGAAUCAGACGACAGUUUUACUUGGAUACCGAUAGUAAUGGGAUAUGGAUGUGGAUUAAUGGUUGGAUUUAUCAUCGGAUAUGUCACCCUCUUUCAACAAGGCCCAACUGCUCUGUUUUGGUCAAGUUUCAUGGGUAGGUAUUUCUACGCACGCUGGUGAAUUUGGAGCAUAACAGAGAUGUAAAUUGUUGUAAGCAAGAAUCACCGCAAACAUGCAGAGGAAAUCAGAAUCUUCACGGUAGUCAUUGACAACUAGGCCACUGAUGGAUGAUAAACACUUGGUCAAGCUGCUGAAUAUAUGUAUACGUAUAUAUAUAUAUAUAUAUGUUAUGUUUCUUUAUUUUGAUUUUCCAUUUUCGUCUUUUGUUAUACUUGUGUUGAUACAAUAAAAUGAUACAUGUAUUAAUGGUUGAAUCAUAUACUCAUUUUCCAUAUUUUUGCUUUUUAUUAGUUAUUUUUUUAUA